AUGUUUUUGACUACUAACUGCCUUGUAGUGAACUCCGAGAGACAGCAUUUUAAUGAAGAGAACAGACGGAUGUAUCGCACCUUUCGCCGAGGAGUGUACUCCCUACCAUGCGAUGAACAAGAACAAGAUCGCCUUAAUAUAUUUCAUAAACUAUUCACUGUAGCCAGAGUGUCGGAUAGAUUGAUAUAUGCUCCUUAUCCCAGAAAUGGCCGAUUUUUAGACUUGGGAUGUGGAACAGGGAUCUGGUCGAUCGACAUGGCCAACAAAUACCCGGAGGCAUUUGUUGUUGGAGUAGACCUUGCUCCCAUACAACCACCCAAUCACCUACCUAACUGCGAGUUCUACGCUCCGUUUGAUUUCGAGAGCUGCUGGGCCAUGGGUGAGGAAUCUGUUUUAGUAUGGCCGAAUCUAUACCGGAGAAUCUUUUCGCAUCUGCGCGCUGGUGCGUGGUUUGAGCAAGUGGAAAUCGAUUUUAAGCCUCGAUGCGACGACCGCUUGUUGGACGGGUUGGCUUUGCGUCAAUGGUACCAGCUGCUGAAGCAAGCCAUGCAAGACCUCAUGCGCCCUAUAGCUUAUAGCUCUCGUGAAACCAUUCAGGACCUGCAAGAGGCGGGAUUUAUUGAAGUCGAUCAUCAAAUGGUUGGAUUGCCAUUGAAUCCUUGGCAUCAAGACGGACACGAAAGGAAGGUUGCGCGCUGGAUAGGACGAGCCCUUGAAUGGUAUCGACUGCCUGCAACGCGCACCGAGCAAAUGGUUCACGAAGCUCACCAAGAAUAG
Molecule: messenger RNA, 777 nt
Organism: Aspergillus alliaceus
Lineage: Eukaryota; Fungi; Ascomycota; Eurotiomycetes; Eurotiales; Aspergillaceae
Product: class I SAM-dependent methyltransferase
Exons: 4
Coding region: 1-777 (258 amino acids)
Molecular function (GO): methyltransferase activity
Source: RefSeq, a predicted model, not a curated record